This is a messenger RNA of Notothenia coriiceps (black rockcod), 385 nucleotides long. Its product is annotated as disheveled-associated activator of morphogenesis 1-like. Gene Ontology annotation, biological process: actin cytoskeleton organization. Gene Ontology annotation, cellular component: stress fiber. Gene Ontology annotation, molecular function: small GTPase binding; actin binding. The transcript is spliced from 3 exons. The record is from RefSeq and is a predicted model, not a curated record. Lineage: Eukaryota; Metazoa; Chordata; Actinopteri; Perciformes; Nototheniidae. The coding region runs from base 5 to 385 and encodes 126 amino acids.
AACCAUGGCGUCCCGGAUGAAGCAGCCCCAGGGACGUGGCAUAUCCUCUAUAUUUUCUUGCUGCUUUAAAGGUAGUGAACAACCAGAGAUCACCUACUGUCAUGACAACCCCAACAAUGCUACUGUACUGGAGCCCACCCUGCCAAUGCCCCCCCUUCCAGAGCUGGACUCUCUAUUCACUGAGCUGGUGGAUGAACUGGACCUCACAGCUGAAAACAGAGCCGCCAUGUUUUCUUUGCCAGCAGAGAAAAAAUGGCAGAUCUACUGUGGCAAGAAGCUGCGGCUGAAGCGCGACCGAGGUGAUCCAUCCGAAGAGCCAUUGCGUGGAUACGGGGGCUCCAAGGACAUCAUCACGGUCCUUCUUGGAGAGCGCCGUGAGUCCUAA